CUCCUUUCCCUCUCCUUGCGUUUCUAGACUCUGGCGCUCACUUCUUUUGAAGUCUCUCUCUCUCUCUCUCUCUCUCUCUCUCUCUCUCUAAAGGUGCUCGCGUUUCUAGAGAUAGAGAGAGAAACCCGACGGAGGAGAGACGGCGCUAGCGCGAUAGAGAUUUUGAUUCCGAAGCGCACCGCACCUGAUGAUGCUGCAGAGGAAGCGCGACGCGGCGGCGGCGGCGCCCGGAGGAGCGGCGGCGGCGGCGGCGGCGGCGCCCUCCCGGACCGCGAUGCCGGCGUUCAACGGGAGGCAGGUGGUCCCGGUCGACUGCGCCGCGGAGGUCUCGCAGCGCCUCCUGGAGGCCGCCCUCCUCGGCGGCGGCGCGGGGUCGGUGGUCGAGUGCCUCGCCGACCCGCUCGUCGACGUCAACUACGCCGGGGCGGUGAGCCUGAAGACCAGGAAGGCCGACGUCGUCCUGCGCAGGGAGUCCGCCGUGGAGGUCCGGGUGGAGUACGAGGAGUUCAGGACGGACGUCACGGCCCUGUUCCUCGCCGUGCACGCCGGCAAUGUGGCUCUGGUGAAGCAGCUCCUGAGUGCAGGAGCUGAUGUGAACCAGAAUCUCUUCAAGGGCUGUGCAACCACGGCAGCAGUACGGGAGGGCCACCUCGAGAUUCUGGAGAUCUUACUGAAAGCUGGGGCUAGUCAGUCAGCCUGUGAGGAGGCUCUGUUGGAAGGGAGCUGUCAUGGACGCGCAAGGCUGGUGGAGCUCUUGAUGGGCUCUGAUCUUAUUCGGCCUCAUGUCGCUGUGCAUGCUCUUGUCACCGCUUCCUGCAGGGGGUUUACUGAUGUAGUGGACACUCUCAUUAAGUGUGGAGUGAAUCCAAGUGCAUCUGAUCGAUUUCUUCUCAAGUCAUCUAAGCCGUCUCUGCAUAUAAACAUUGACUGCACUGCUCUUGUUGCUGCUGUUGUUAGUCGCCAGGUCACUGUUGUCCAUCUGCUAUUACAGGCUGGUGCAAGAACGGAUGUCAAUGUAAGACUGGGAGCAUGGUCAUGGGACGAAGCUUCUGAUGAAGAGUUUCGAGUUGGUGCUGGACUAGCUGAGCCUUAUCCAAUCACCUGGUGUGCUGUGGAGUAUUUCGAAGCUAGUGGUACUGUCUUGCGUAUGCUUCUCCAGCACAUAUCCCCCAAUAAGAAUCAUCAUGGAAGAACUCUCCUCCAUCAUGCCAUCUUGUGCGGCAACUCAGGGGCUGUACACGUGCUCCUAAAAUCGGGUGCCGACAAAGAAACUGCCAUUGUUACAGCAGCUAAAACCGGCAUUCGUCCAGUACACUUGGCUGCCCGUCUUGGUCUUUCAACAAUUGUCCAAUGCUUAAUUGACUUUGGCUGUGACUUGAACUCCAGGACAGCUUCGGGUGACACGGCUCUGAUGAUCUGUGCAAAAUAUAAGCACAGGGAGUGUCUUAAGAUAGUGGCCAUGGCUGGCGCAGAUUUUGGCCUUACCAAUAUUUUCGGUCAAUCUGCAAGUUCAAUUGCCGGAUCAAACCGGUGGUACCUCGGGUUUCAACAAGCAGUAGUAGAUGUGAUCCAAGCUGGGAAGAUUCCUUAUUCCAGCAAUCACACUGUUUUCUCCCCACUGUUAUUAGCAGCCCAAGCCGGUGAUACUGUGGCCUUAAAGACUCUCAUUGGUUCUGAAGCCAUCAACCUUGACUACCAAGAUGAAAAUGGCUUUUCAGCCGUCAUGAUUGCUGCUCUCAAGGGGCAUGUGGAAGCAUUCGGCUUACUGGUCUACGCCGGUGCAGAUGUUAAGCUAUGUAACAAAGCAGGUGAAACUGCAAUUACCAUAUCUAAACUGAACCCAAACAGGGACCUUUUCGAGAAGGUCAUGCUGGAAUUUGCACUUGAAAAGGGCAGCUGCAGUGCGUGGGGGUUUUACGCUUUACAUUUUGCAGCUCGGCAUGGAGACCUUGAUGCAGUCAAACUACUGGUGAGCAGAGGUUACGACGUCAACGUCCCAGAUGGGGACGGGUACACUCCUCUGAUGUUGGCUGCAAGGGAAGGCCACAUAUCCAUGUGCCAGCUUUUGAUAUCGAGUGGGUCACGUUGUGAUUUCAAGAACUCUAGAGGCGAAACUGUCCUCUCGGUCGCGAGGAAAAAUAGCGGCACGGUAAAUGGCACGGUCAAUGUGAUCCUAGAUGAGCUUGCGCGUAAUGUCGUUUUGGGUGGUGCUCGAGUGUGGAAACACACCAAAGGAGGAAAGGGAACUCCACACGAGAAAGAUGUGAGGGUGCUCAGAAACUCUGGAGUGCUAAGGUGGGGGAAAUCGAGCCGCAGAAACGUAAUGUGCCGAGAGGUCGAGGUCGGGCCAAGCCCGGCCUUCCAGAAGAAUAGGCUGAGGAAAGGUGGUGCUGAUGAUCCCGGGAUUUUCAGGGUGGUGACUGCCGAGAACAAGGAGGUUCACUUUGUCUGUGAGGGUGGGACAGAGGAGGCUGAACUUUGGGUCCGAGGCAUAAAGCUUGUUACCAGAGACAUCACUUUUGGCAAAUAGAGAACACCACGGUCCUCUGCAUUAUUUUGAUGUACAGAUUUUUAGGAUAUGAGCUGAUGCAAUCCAGAUUCAGAUUGCAGUGGUUGUAAAUGUUUCCCUAUCUGUGUAAUGCAUUAAAAACUUCUAAUAA
Molecule: messenger RNA, 2660 nt
Organism: Syzygium oleosum
Lineage: Eukaryota; Viridiplantae; Streptophyta; Magnoliopsida; Myrtales; Myrtaceae
Exons: 4
Coding region: 188-2530 (780 amino acids)
Molecular function (GO): protein binding
Source: RefSeq, a predicted model, not a curated record